GAACCAACUAGGUAAUAAGGUAGCCACCUCUAUAGACUAACUAAUCACCUAAGUCAACACAUCACUACAAAAUAUUGCAUCAAGUACUCUAUAUGUCUAUAUAUAUAUAGAGUAGUAUAUAUAUAUGAACUAGUAAUAUGCAUACAAUAAGCAGCAAAAAGAGUUAGCUAGGAGCUGAGAUUUUAUCAUCUUAAGUCAUGAUUCUCAUCUUCUUUACUUGCUUCUUCUGUCUCCAUAACCUUUUCCACACCUCAAACCUUAUUUUAGCCACUUCUAACAUACAUGAAACCAAUCAUCAAGGCUCUGAAUCUAAUGAUAAUAAUACAUCAGACAUGGUUGCCCUCUUAGCUAUCAAGUCUGAGAUCAUUAAUGAUCCUCAAGGUGUUCUUAACUCUUGGAAUGAUUCCCUUUCUAUAUGUGAAUGGCAAGGUGUCACCUGUGGCGCGACACGAAAACGAGUAGUUAGCUUACAUCUUGUCUCCUAUAGUUUACAAGGAACUUUAUCACCUUCUGUAGGAAACUUGAGUUUUCUACACCAUCUUAGAUUGUCUGACAAUGAUCUCAGUAAUCACAUUCCACCUCAAAUUGGUAGACUUCUUAGAUUAAGAACAUUAGUAUUAGAAAGAAACUCUUUUGAAGGCCAAAUCCCAGCUAACAUAUCACAGUGUUCAAAAUUAGAAAUACUUAGUUUAGCAGGAAAUCAUUUAAGUGGAAACAUUCCUCCUCAACUUAGUAAGCUGUCUAACUUAAGACUCUUAUUACUGCAGAGGAAUCAAUUCACUGGUGAUCUCCUUAACACAGUUAUGAAUAUGACUUCCUUGCAGAAGUUAUCUGCAGCUUCAAAUUUUUUUCAAGGAACAAUUUCAAAAAAUAUUGGAAGUGUUUUAAGAAAUUUAACUUACAUUGGUCUUGCACAAAAUCAGAUAUCAGGUACUAUACCUUCUUCUUUUUACAAUCUUUCUUCUCUCAAUGUUGUUGAUUUAGACCUUAAUAGAUUAGAAGGAACUCUUCCAUUCGAUAUUGGGUUUCGUCUUCCUCAACUUACUUACUUCAAAAUUAGUGGUAACUCCUUCCAUGGAAGUCUUCCUGUAUCUCUUUCUAACCUCACCCAGCUCCAGGGACUAGCUGUUUACUCUAAUAAUUUCGCGGGUAAAUUUAAGUUUAGUGGUACAAACAUGCCGAAUUUAGAACGUUUGGAUAUCUCCCUUAAUUAUCUAGGAAUGGGAGAAUCUGAUGACUUGAGUUUUAUACAAACUCUUGAUAAUUGUACCAUGUUAAGGUGGUUAGAAUGUGGUUCUAACAGAUUUGGUGGGAAUUUGCCUCAUUCUUUUGGUAACUUGUCAACUGAAUUAACUGUCAUAGACUUUCAGCAAAACUUAAUAACAGGAAGCAUUCCACCUGAGUUAUUUAACCUCAUUAACUUAGAGCGAUUAGGAUUGUCAGAUAAUCAACUCACUGGACAUCUUCCACAUCAAAUCAAGAAUCUAAGAAAAAUAGAGCACUUUUCUUGUAGUAACAAUCAUCUCAUUGGAGAUAUUCCUAAUUCAUUAGGAAAUUUAUCGCGGUUGAGUGAGCUAUAUAUGGAUAAUAAUAGUUUUGAAGGAACAAUUCCCUCAAGUCUAGGAGAGUGUACAAAUUUAUUGUACCUAAUUCUUUCCAAAAACAACCUCACCGGACCUGUACCUUCUCGCCUAUUACAUGCUUCGAUGUUGCUUGAGCUUCGAUUGGAUCAUAAUCAUCUAAAUGGAGCCAUCCCUGUUGAAGUUGAUCAACUUAGGAAUAUGGUGGUGUUGGAUGUGUCUGGAAAUUCCUUCUCUGGGGAUGUGCCUUCUAGCCUCGGUAGUUGCAUUGGCCUUCUUGAGCUACAUAUGGGUGGAAACUUGAUUAAUGGAUCUAUUCCUCAAUCUUUCAAGUCAUUAACUAGUCUAGUGCAAUUGAAUCUAUCACAUAACAGGUUUUCAGGCCAAAUUCCAAGCUUUUUGUCUAAUUUUUCGUUGCUCAGACUCGAUUUAUCUUAUAAUGACUUGGAAGGUGAGGUACCAAGAAAAGGGGUUUUUGCAAAUUUGAGUGCUGUGACAAUUUUGGGGAAUAGCAAGAUUUGUGGUGGGAUAUCCGAACUUCAUUUGCCAACAUGCUUAAUCACAACUACGACCAUAAAACGAUCUAAAAAGAAGGGUGGAUUAUCAGUUGUUGUGACUUUGAUAAUUGCAAUAGCUUCUUUGGUUGUUAGUGUGUCCAUGGUGUCUGUUUUAUACUUCCUACUUUGUUCUAGGAAGAAACUGUCUAAGGUAUCAUCAUUGAAUCUGAAAGAGCUGUUUCCCAAAGUAUCCUACGGUAUGAUUUUGAAAGCAACUGACAGAUUUUCAGAAGAAAAUUUAGUAGGUGCAGGGGGUUUUGGUUCUGUUUAUAAAGGAGUUUUUGAUCUAGAAAGCAGCAUAGUUGUGGCAGUAAAGGUUAUCAGGCUUGAAAUGAAAGGUGCUAGAAAGAGUUUCAUGGCGGAGUGUGAAGCAUUGAGAAAUAUCCGUCACAGAAACCUUGUAAAGAUCGUUACUGCUUGCUCGAGUACUGAUUUUCAAGGCAAUGAUUUCAAGGCUUUAGUUUACGAGUACAUGCCAAAUGGAAAUCUUCAACAAUGGAUUCAUGUUGAUCAACUCGAGAAAGCCUUGAGCUUGCUCCAAAGAGUAAACAUUGCUAUUGAUGUCGCUUGUGCACUGGAUUAUUUGCACAACAAUGGUGAUGUUCCGAUAAUCCAUUGUGACUUAAAACCAAGCAAUGUUCUGCUUGACAGUGACAUGGUUGCCCAUGUUGGGGACUUUGGUUUAGCUACAUUCUCUAUACAUGCAAGCACAUAUAAUAGCAGUUCAGUUGCAGUUAAAGGGACAGUUGGAUAUGCUGCUCCAGAAUAUGGCUUGGGAAGCAUGGUAUCUAAAGAAGGUGACAUGUAUAGUUAUGGUAUUGUAUUGAUAGAGAUGAUGACAGGAAAAAGUCCCACAGAUAGGAUGUUUGAAGAAGGUUUAGACCUCCAUAAGUACGCGAAAUCAGCAUUUUCUGAACAAUCAACAAGUAUCAUUGAUCCCACGCUUCUGUAUGAUAGUGCAGUUGCAAGAAAUGGAACCCAAGCUGAAAUUUUGGCAGAAAUUGACAGUAACAUAAAUUGCAUAAGAUCUGUCAUUGAAAUUGGAGUGAAAUGUUCGAUGGAGUCACCACAAGAUCGAAUGAGAAUCGAGGAUGCCAUCUUAGAGCUACACAUAACAAGGGAUGUCUUCCUUAAAGAGCUAAGAAACAUUGGGGAAAUAAUGCAGUUUUAGACCUGUGUGAUUCCUGUUUAAGAAGCAUUUUUUCAUAGACAUUGCUUGUUUUAGCUCUUACAGUUAUUCUUUUUCAUACCAGUCUCUUCUCAUCAACUUGCAGCAGAUUGCUUCUAGUUAGUACUUGGUAGAUCUUUGUAUUAAGCCCAUCAAAUGGAUGAAAAAUCUCGUUCUUGAUGUUUUAGAUUAUCUUUUAUGUAAGGGUUUUUAUUGUUGUAGAUAUUGUA
Messenger RNA from Beta vulgaris subsp. vulgaris (sugar beet), 3535 nucleotides. Its product is annotated as probable LRR receptor-like serine/threonine-protein kinase At3g47570. The transcript has 2 exons. The record is from RefSeq and is a predicted model, not a curated record. NCBI's taxonomy places the organism in Eukaryota, Viridiplantae, Streptophyta, Magnoliopsida, Caryophyllales, Amaranthaceae. The coding region runs from base 198 to 3308 and encodes 1036 amino acids. Gene Ontology annotation, biological process: protein phosphorylation. Gene Ontology annotation, molecular function: protein binding; ATP binding; protein kinase activity.